This is a messenger RNA of Lotus japonicus, 1668 nucleotides long. Its product is annotated as pheophytinase, chloroplastic. Gene Ontology annotation, biological process: chlorophyll metabolic process. The transcript is spliced from 6 exons. The record is from RefSeq and is a predicted model, not a curated record. Lineage: Eukaryota; Viridiplantae; Streptophyta; Magnoliopsida; Fabales; Fabaceae. Gene Ontology annotation, cellular component: chloroplast. Gene Ontology annotation, molecular function: chlorophyllase activity. The coding region runs from base 193 to 1392 and encodes 399 amino acids.
UUAUAGUUUUUUUCAAUUGCAAAAAAUUAUGAUGUUUACAUAAAAUUUCCAAAUCAGUUUAUCCAAGCAGAGCAUUUCUCAGUUGGGCUAGUUCACUCAUCACUAUCAGCAUUUAGGCCCGACCCACUAAUUUGAGAGCUCAUAAGAGAGAAAAAAAUACAAGUAGUGAAGAGAGGACAGACAAAGCAAGUAAUGGAAGUGACAAGUGCUGUUCAUUCACUUGGGUUUCUGCAUUUCCAAACACAUUCUUCACAGUUAGCAAGUCUCAACAGCAGAGCCUUCUUCAUCUCCACUAGAACUACAGUACCAAGAAAUGCUUCUCUUCCAUGCUAUCAAAUUCCUAGCCAAAAAAUAAGCAAAAGCAAUGGUGGUGGUGCAAGUUUCAUUAUCAAUUCCACUUCUUCUUCUGCUACAACUCCAACUUCCACAGAAGCUUCUGAUGCAGAUGGUUCCCUUUCUGAGGUUGAAAAGAUAAAACAGAAGUGUCUUACAUGGAAGUGGAAGGGUCAGUAUUCUAUCAAUUACUUUGUUUCAGGUGAUGCAGAUUCUCCCCUGAAGUUGCAGCCCAAUAAACCUCCUCUGUUACUUGUACAUGGCUUCGGUGCCUCCAUUCCUCACUGGCGCAGGAAUAUCAACACACUGGCACAGAGUAACACUGUUUAUGCUAUUGAUCUCCUUGGUUUUGGGGCUUCAGAUAAGCCUCCAGGAUUUCCAUACACCAUGGAAACAUGGGCUGAGCUGAUCCUGGAUUUCUUGGAAGAAGUUAUUCAGAAGCCAACUGUACUAAUGGGAAACUCUGUUGGAAGUCUUGCUUGUGUUAUUGCUGCCUCAGAUUCAAAUCAAACUCUUGUUAGAGGAAUUGUGCUGUUGAACUGCGCUGGGGGCAUGAACAACAAAGCAAUUGUUGAUGACUGGAGAAUCAAGUUACUAUUACCCUUACUUUUACUGAUUGAUUUCUUAUUAAAGCAAAAGGGAAUUGCCUCAGCAAUUUUUGAGCGUGUUAAACAGAGAGAGAAUUUGAAGAACAUUUUGAGUUCAGUGUAUUCAAAUAAGGAGUCUGUGGAUGAUGAACUUGUGGAGAUCAUUAGGGGACCAGCGGAUGAACCAGGGGCCUUAGAUGCAUUUGUAUCCAUUGUAACGGGGCCGCCAGGGCCUAAUCCAGUGCAGUUGAUGCCUAAAAUUUCCUUGCCGGUUUUGCUUUUAUGGGGAGAUCAAGACCCUUUUACUCCCAUUGAUGGGCCUGUUGGCAAGUUCUUUUCAGCAUUGCCUUCUCAGCAAGAAAAUGUUAAACUCUUCAUGCUUGAAGGGGUUGGACAUUGCCCUCAUGAUGACAGGCCUGAAAUAGUCCAUGAAAAGUUGCUUCCUUGGUUGGCCAGUCUCCCAAGGUCAUAGCAGAGUGUGGAGUACUCACAAGCUGCAUAAUCAGUGACUCAAGCCUUUAAACCCCCACGAAUAUUCCAUCUGUAUAGAUAUGUCAUAAUUUUAUUUAUAUUCAUUUACACUACCAACUGUCUUGGAAGAUAGAUUAUGUGCAAAUUAUAAAGCUAUGUUUUGGUUAUAAUGUUGUAUUUGCCUUGAUGUGUUUUUUUGUCAUCAUCUUUGAACGUUGACACUUAUGAGGUUUGUGCCACCAUCUAUAUGCAAGCAUUACUCAAUUUAUGCGUGUAA